Molecule: messenger RNA, 1218 nt
Organism: Diaporthe amygdali
Lineage: Eukaryota; Fungi; Ascomycota; Sordariomycetes; Diaporthales; Diaporthaceae
Product: chalcone isomerase
Exons: 1
Coding region: 1-1218 (405 amino acids)
Molecular function (GO): intramolecular lyase activity
Source: RefSeq, a predicted model, not a curated record
AUGUCCAAUAUGCUCCGCCAGCCUCUCACGCGCGGCCUGGCCCGGCGCCCACUCCUAACACCGGGCACCAGCACCGCAGCAAUCUGCCCGCGCUGCUCGCACACCAUCCGCCGGGGCAUGCUGUCCGGGUCGCGCCAGAAGCCAUCACGCCGCUCCGACCUCGACACCCUCAACGUCAACCGCCUCGCCGACCAGUACGCCGAGUACCACCGCACGCGGCAGCAGGCGCUGUCCGCGGGCGCGGUGGCCGGUGUCAUAUCCAUCGUCUACGUGUGCUGGAAGAUCAGCCAGAAGCUGAGGGAGGGGGAGAACGGCGCCGCGACGCAGCUCGACUCGUCGCUGCCGGGCGGUGACCCCCUCUACGAUGGCACGCGCAAGGUCGUCAAACAUGACGAGCAGGGCCGCGAGGUAGUCCCCACGGGAAACAGCUACGUGCCCGAGUUCCCACGGACGGUGGAGCUGCCGGACUUUGGGAGGGCGAACUCGCGGUCGGACGGCCAGGACGGCGGCAUCCCCAGCGUCACGGGGCCCACGCUGGUCGUGCCGCCGUCCGUGGCGAGCAACACCGAGUAUACGCUGGUCGGGCUGGGCACGCGGUCCGUGUCCUUCCUGGGCAUCAACGUCUACGUGCUGGGAUACUACGUGGCGACGCAGGACAUCGCGGAUCUGCAGCGGCAACUCGUGAGCAAGAUCAACCCGAUCGCGUCGACGCUCGUGGCCUCGGAGAAGGAUGACCUGCGCGCCAAGCUCAUGGACGCCGUUGAGGGCGAGCAGAUCUGGGAGGAGCUGUUCAAGGCCGGCAUCCCGGCGCGGAGCAUGGUGCGCGUGGUUCCCGUGCGAGACACGGACUUCCACCACCUGCGGGACGGCUUCGUGCGGGCGAUCCAGGCGCGCGAGGGCAAGGCCAAGGAUGAGGAGUUCGGCGAGGCUAUGAAGGAGUUCAAGCGCAUCUUCAACAGGGGCAAGGUACCCAAGCAGAAGGAGCUGUUGAUGCUGCGGGAUAAGGCAGGGAAGCUGACGCUGGUGUACGACGAGGGCAAGUCCAGCGGCAGGGAGCUGAUCGGCACGGUGAGCGACGAGAGGAUAUCGCGGGCGCUGUUCAUGAACUACCUCGGCGGGAAGAAAAUCGCCAGCGAGGAGGCCAAGGCGAAUAUCAUCAACGGUGUCAUGGAGUUUGUGGAGCGGCCUAUAGGAACCGUAGCCACCCAGGUAUUGUGA